Messenger RNA from Arachis stenosperma, 1069 nucleotides. RefSeq names its product zinc finger protein 3-like. The record is from RefSeq and is a predicted model, not a curated record. The transcript has a single exon. Bases 257 to 868 code for a protein of 203 amino acids. NCBI's taxonomy places the organism in Eukaryota, Viridiplantae, Streptophyta, Magnoliopsida, Fabales, Fabaceae.
UGACAUAAGCAUUGUUCCCUAUAGCACAAAGCAUCACUAGGUGGGGUUACUGAUUGGGAUGACACAAAAUUAUAGUUUAAAAAAAAAAGAACCUUUCCAAUCUCACUUCCCACUCUCUUCAUUUUAGUUUUCUUCUUCUCUUCUCUUACUUUUGAUCUAACACCUUCAAAAAGGUAUUCUUUAAGCUUCCCCCUUUUCUCAAUAAUUAAACUUUUCUUUGAUCACCACUCACAACAACUUGUAUUAGAAUUUGGGGAUGAUGAUCAAGGAAGAUGAGGCUACUUUGACAACAGCCAAGGAACAACAAGGGGAAGGGAUGAAUGAAGGAAAGAACAAUGACGAAAGUGAUCAUGAGAAUAAUCCUCAAGAGUGGUUGAACCUGAGCUUAGGAGGCAAAUCACUCACAACAGCAGGGGACCCUGAUUCAUCAUCAUCACAAACAAGACCAGUCACUGCAACAAAAGUUUUCUCAUGCAACUUCUGCAUGAGGAAGUUCUAUAGCUCACAAGCAUUAGGGGGUCAUCAGAACGCGCACAAAAGGGAAAGAGGUGCUGCAAGAAGAUAUCAGUCUCAGCGGACCAUGGCCAUGAUGGGAUUUCCCAUGAUGAGCACUCCAAUGAUGCGGUCACUCGGUGUUCAGCCUCAUUCACUGGUGCAAAAGCCAUGCAGAGGUGGUGGAAGUGGAGGAGCCAUGGUGGCACCAACCUUUCAUGAUGCAUAUGCAUCAUCAGGGCUUGGAAUGGCAUGGACACCUUUCAUGGCUGAGGAGCCAACUGAUCUGGUUUGGCCCGGAAGCUUUCGCUUGGUUCCACAACAACCGGAGCCGCAGCAGGAACCACUCAAGCUUGAUUUAGACCUCAGACUGUGACACAGGAGUUUUUGAAGAUUGAUAACAGGUAGGACCCUUCACCUUCCAAGAAUCAAGAGCUUGGAUUUGGAUGAUGGUUGGUACUACUUACUGUGAUGGGUAAGGAUGUUUUCCUCUGUCUAUAACAUGUUAUAGAUAUUGUUAUAUAUAUAUAUAUAUAUAUCUACCUACUAUUUUCUACUUCAAUGAUGCUUGAAAUAA